Molecule: messenger RNA, 4509 nt
Organism: Nematostella vectensis (starlet sea anemone)
Lineage: Eukaryota; Metazoa; Cnidaria; Anthozoa; Actiniaria; Edwardsiidae
Product: nucleolar complex protein 4 homolog B-like
Exons: 2
Coding region: 207-1790 (527 amino acids)
Biological process (GO): ribosome biogenesis
Cellular component (GO): Noc4p-Nop14p complex; nucleolus; small-subunit processome
Source: RefSeq, a predicted model, not a curated record
CCAAAUUAUAUUAGUCAUAUCCUGAAUAUUCGAAUCGUAUAGGGUACUCCAUAGACUUAGCACUUCUUUGCAAGUAUUUCCUUGCAUUGAACAAGUUACAGUUCUUUGAGUUUGAAUAAUUUAUCGUUUUAUUUCACGGGCUACCUUUGGAAUACUGAAGCAGCGUUGUUUGUAUUCAGCGGUUCGUAAGCAGAGCACAUGGCAAGAUGGCGGACUCGAAGACGAACAAGACAAUUUCUGAUAUAAAAAGAGAAAUCAAAGAGAAAACACAGCUUAUUUUAGAGACUGCGACAAAUGCCAACCUCUUAGUGGAUGUGAUCGAGCUUUCAGAUACAGACCGAAGCGAUGUGCUGCUUUGUUUUAUCAAAUCAGUACACAAGAUUUUUAGCAAACUGUUGAAGGAGAACAAACUGUUCGCAAACAAAAAAUCAGAAACAGAUAAUGAAGAAACUACAGAGGAUCCAGAUGACGUGUUUGCGACCUGGUUAAAUGAUAAAUACAUCGUUGUCGUUAGAAAACUCCUGGAAUGCAUGCAUAAAACAGAUCAAAGUGUAAAGGAACUGGCACUAUGCACUUUAAUGAAAUUUGUGAUUGCAGAAUCAAAAGCUAAAGCCCGGGCGAACAAGAACCCGACAUUUGUAAAUAGCUUUUUCAGGAAGAUAUUUGAUGGCUUGGUUAAUCCCAAUCACAAUAUGGCUGAGCUGAUUGCAAGAUUUGAGGAGUACUUAGAAUAUGAUGAUGUUCGGUUUUAUGUAUUGAAAAACUUGAAGAGAUCCAUAGAGACUUUAGACGAUCCCAAACAAGCAACCAAAUGCUUUAUAGCAAAUGCACAUGCCAUGCUCACAUUAGUGAAAAUGCCGAGUUCUGAGGAUGAGCUUAGCAAUUUUCUGCUCUGUGAAUCCCCAUCUGAGCCCAACAGCAAAGAUUCAAAGCUGCAAGGCCCUAAGUCUCUGAAAGCACACAAGAAAGUGUUUGGCUCAGCUUGGCUUGGACUUACCAGUCUACCACUGACACAGGAUACCCAUAAGAAAGUGUUGCUGAGCCUACAUAAUAAUGUCAUACCACACAUGAAUGAUCCAAAACUCUUGAUGGACUAUCUCACAGACUCUUACAAUAUUGGUGGGGCCAUUAGUCUUCUAGCAUUGAAUGGGCUGUUCAUUUUAAUCCACAAGCACAACUUGGACUACCCUGAGUUUUAUAAGAAGCUAUAUGGCUUGCUCCAGCCUGGCAUUUUCCAUGCUAAAUAUUUGUCACGAUUUUUCCACCUGUUGGAUCUCUUCCUGUCAUCUACUCACCUACCUGCCUACCUAGUGGCCGCCUUCCUUAAAAGGCUGUCAGGUUUGGCGUUGUCUGCUCCCCCGUCCUGUGUAAUGCUGGUGGUGACUUUUGUUGCAAAUAUGCUGAAGAGACACCCAAGCUGCCAAGUCCUGAUCCACAGAAAGAAGGCUGGUCCCCUAUUCCUGACUGAAAACUCUGAUACACUUGCAAGUGAAGACCCAUUCCUCUCCGAAGAGGAAGACCCAGCUAAGUGCAAUGCCUUGCAAAGCUCACUUUGGGAGCUAAAGUCUCUCCAGCAACACUACUACCCUGAGGUUUCACCUCUUGUGGAAUCCCUCCAGAAACCCCUUGGCAAGGAAGAGGCUGACCUGGGGAAGUAUUUUGAUGUGGGUUAUGCAGAUUUGUUUGACAAACAGUGCACUAAUGUUACACCAAAGAAUGCUGUCCUGGAAUUCCAGCCCCCAAAUGGAAUUUUCAGAAAAUACUUCCAAGAACUAUGGAACGUAGAGUGAAAACAGCUUUUUAGGGAGAAAUUCUAUUUCACCAUCCAUAGAAACUUUUGCAUGGUCUAUACUGCUUUGUGAAAUGGUACAGUGGUUGAGUAUAUUUUGUAAUAAAGAUGGUGUCUUUUGGAUCCCACCUUACAGUGUGAUGCAUGUUACCAUGGCCACCUUGAUUGAUAGGGAAAAUGUAACAGGGACAAAAUUUAUUUUUGAGCCUUCACCUUCUCAAGUCUGCAUUUGCAUUUAAUUUUAUUAUAUUUAUGUUUUACUGCAAACCAUCGCAACAGUUUUUUUACAAAUUGACACAUGUUACUGCACCAUCCUAAAAAUGUGUAGAAAGGCUGUCAGGUUGCAAGGCAAUUACUAGAGCCAAUCAUUGGGAAGGUAAUACUCAAGACACACACAAUCAUGCCACUUCAAAAUAAAUGUAUCAAUCAGAGACCAGCUUUCCAUUGCACUCAGACUGGAAAAAUUUCCUUAAGAUAUUUCUUGUAACCACAGUAUCGUGCUUUACUAAAAAUACGAUUAAAAAACUAACAAAAACUAAAAUAGCCUUAUCGUGGUAACUAGUUAAAACUGCAAACACGAACUGUAGGAUUGUGCCUUCUAGUGAAUCGCUACAUUUUGAAUUAAAAGAAAACAUAAAAAUCUUUUGAUAUUAAAAUCACGUAACCCUUUUGCAAAUGUUUUAAGUCGUUCGUUCCCGGCGUUCUCGGGGGCAUUAGUACCUCAUAAGAAACCAUGAUGCCUUGCGGGCUAUGAAAAAGCGAAUUGUCGGACCAAGGUUAUUGUAAAGUUAAAUUCAAAUUUAGCGCUGGGAACGUAAUUUUAAUGAUAAUGAUUAUUAGUCUUCAUCUUCAUUAAUAACAGCACGACUAUAUUACUAUUUUCCUUCCUAAUUAGUAGCUACUGUAAAAUUAUUAUUGAAAAAAAUGCAUAUGCUCAUACCUAGGAAAAUGUUAAGAGUAUUUCUGAUAAAUUUAAUAAAUGGCUUGAUAGUAAACCAUGGCGUUAACAUAAUAACCCUUGCCUCCGACUUAUGUAAUUAUCAAGGUGCUGCCAGAAAAUACUUUUCUCGCCGAUAACAGUUUCAUUAGCGGAAGGGAUGGGUCAGGAAUUCUUCGCUGUUAUGUCAUUAGUUUAGUGUCGCUUUCAGUUCAAUCAAAAGGCACUCUAACAGGAAGGUGCCGCAAAUGUCAGUAGUCACUUUGUGUGAAUCUGCAAGACCCUUGUUAUGGCUUUGUUGCUUGGAUAUUGCUACAAGAAUGCAAUUCUUGUCCUGCGAUUUGUCUUGUAAUUACAUUCAUCUUUAACUUGUCACUCAGCUACUUGCGCUAGUAAUUUCUAGAGCGUGUCUGUGUUUAUUUAACGUCUAGGUUGAGCACUUGCAAGCGAUAGAUUUGUCCAUUAGAAUCAGAUGAAAAUCUAUUUAGCGUGUCUUUGUUGAAUACUUUGAGUGUCUCUAGGAUAAAAAAAUCCAGGCAAUGUGACUAUUUUUUCCAGCGAGUUCUAGUGAUGUCAGAAACUCAGUUAAUGCAUACCGUUCACGCAAUCUCCUCGCUUCGCUAAGCAGCUUUUGAAUACCUACUAAAACUGUCCAAUCAAAGUCGCAUUAAGAAGCCCAGCAUCAAGAUAAUAGGAGACAAAGCAGCUUCGUACUUACUCCUGCUAGUGACGUGAAUUUGCGUGUGAAACCUAGGAAUCAAUCUGUCAUCGAGUGCUGUCAAACACUUGAUCAGAAUACCGAUUGAAGAGAGCAAGACACUCGAAGGGCAUCACAUACGACUGGAAAAAAAACUACCUGAACAAAUAGCGGCACACCAGCCAUGGGGAACGCCAGAUCGGCGAAAUUUAACAUAGAGAGGGAGGAAACUAGAAAAACUAGCACGAGGCAAAAGACGAGAAUUGAACGGUAUUCGCAAAGCGAGCCUUACGAUCCAGUACGGUCUCGCAUACCGAGUGUGUACGCGGAGAGCUCGUCGAGUGAAGUGUCCAAGGAUUCGGAUGUUCUUUCUACGUACUCGACUAAAGAUUCAGCAGCCACAAGUCGCACUGAGACCAUCAAAUCCAGACUCUCUAUGGACUUAAUCGAGCCUGACAACCCGGCAAGGAGAAGCAUGUACUCGAGUCGAGCUGCAGACUCCUUCUUUGACGAGAUUUUUGCGCAAAUUGAACAAGAAGUUGAGAAGUCGCCGCGCUCUCCAACAAGACAUAGCGCCCGGAGUACCCCGAUGACCACGCCGAAAUCGCGCUUUGGGAACUCUACGUUUAAUUAAACGGCAGUACUGACGAUAGAGAGCUGUGCUUUCUUGAAAUAUGAAUUAAAGGCGAUGGAGACGAAGAGAGAGAAUGAGAGUGAUAGUCCAAACGAUAGCAGGGAUAGGACACAUCCGGCAUGAAAUACUCUUAAGUGGAAGAAUGCGAUUGUCACAUUUGUGGAACGAUUCUAUUUCACGGAUAUAAAGGGCAGCUACACGUACCCUGGUAAAGGAACUAGUGUCUUGUUUUGUCCCCUUAUUAAUUUUAACAAGGACUGCAGAAUUAACUCUGACUGACCAAGCUAAAGACGAGAGCACACAGAAAUGGACUGCAAGUGUUUGCUUUUAAGAUCAAUAUAAAUACAUCGACUUAACAUUAACCACUGCAUUAUACUUUUCUUGUUGUGUUAUGAGUCGAGGAUGUUUGUACAUAGAGACAUUAUACAAAAUAAACAAGAACAGUAUGUUAA